Molecule: messenger RNA, 1437 nt
Organism: Drosophila eugracilis
Lineage: Eukaryota; Metazoa; Arthropoda; Insecta; Diptera; Drosophilidae
Gene: Cpr92F
Product: histidine-rich protein PFHRP-II
Exons: 2
Coding region: 171-1310 (379 amino acids)
Cellular component (GO): chitin-based extracellular matrix
Molecular function (GO): structural constituent of chitin-based larval cuticle
Source: RefSeq, a predicted model, not a curated record
AGCAGACAGCACAGUUCGUUAACAGUCCUAGUCGUGGUUCUAGGAGGUUCAACCAGCGUCCAGCGACUAGUGCUUGUGUCGUGUCGUGUGUAGUUAGUUUUCCGCUCAUCCCAUCCAGUGUAUCCCCGAAAACUCCUUUUUCGAAGCUCAAACGUGUGAUCUAAGCUAAGAUGAAGCCAUUCUUUAUUGCCGCAGCAUUGCUGGUCUCGACGGUGUCCGCAUCGUGGCACGGAGCCGUCUCCACACAGUAUCAGCACCUGGACCCUCAUAGCCACACCUACUCCUACGGAUACGCCGAUCCCAACUCACAGAAGCACGAGACUCGUGGUCAUGAUGGCACCACGCACGGUUCUUACUCCUAUGUGGACGGUCAUGGUCAUGUGCAGUCCGUGUCCUAUACCGCUGAUCCUCACCAUGGUUUCAAUGCUGUGGGCACCAACCUGCCUCAAGCUCCUCAUGCUGCUCCCGUCUAUGCUGCUUCCCACUCCCAUGGCGCCUAUGCACCCUACGCCCAUGGACCCAUCCAUAUCCCAGUGUUGACUCAUGGAGGCGUACCCGUCGAUACCCCCGAGGUGCAACAUGCCAAGGCUGCUCAUGCCGCCGCCCAUGCUGCUGCUGCUCACAAUGCCGGCGGACAUCAUCUGUACAAGCGUUCAAUCUACGGCAGAGGCUGGGCCUACGGACAGCCUGCCCAUGUGCCACUGACCCACGGUGGUGUGCCAGUUGAUACACCCGAUGUGCAGGCUGCCAAGGCUGAACACUAUGCCGCCCACGCCAAGGCCCUGGGACAGGUUGCCCAUGCCCAUGGAGCUCCCGUUGAGACGCCGGAAGUGCAGCACGCCAAGGCCGCGCACUUUGCCGCUCACGCUGCCGCCCGUUCAGGACAUGCCAUUGCCCCAAUUGCCCAUGGUGGCUACCAUGUGCCCGUGAUCCACAACGGUGUGCCCGUCGAUACGCCCGAGGUGCAGCACGCCAAGGCCGCCCACUACGCCGCCCUGUCGCAGGCUUCCGCUCAUGGUGGAGCUUCCCACGGAUCCUGGGAUGAUGGCCGCUACGACGGACGUUGGGAGCAGAGCCACAGCAGCCACAACAGUUACGCCACCGGCUAUGCGCACAAGGGACCCAUCCAUAUCCCGGUCAUCCACAACGGAGUGCCCGUAGAGCCCGCAGAGGUUCAGCAUGCCCGCGCUGCGCAUCUGAACGCUGUGGCUGCCGCUGGACAUGGAGCUCCUGCCAGCCAUGGUGGUUACUAUGGCGGUAAUGGACACGAGGAUGAUGGCCAGUACCAUGCGCACUAUGACCAUUACUAAGAAGUAAGGGGUCGGUACUUAAGAGGGGUUUAACUUCCGAUCGACGACGAGCAUUCUCUAAACACUCUGCCUAACCGACUACCGAAUCCAAUGUGGCGUAUGCGUAACAUUGUAUUGCGUAUACGCA